CAAAUGCAACUUCCGGCCCGGCGGAGAGUGGUGAGAGGGAAUUCCAGCGGGGCUGUACAGUGCCGCACUCUGGGUGAAGGUAACCUCCGUGGUCGCUGUGGGAGCUCGGCGCGGCUGGACACGCGUGACCAUGUGGCGUCUGCUGGCUCGCGCCAGCGCGCCCCUCCUGCGGGUGCCUUUAUCAGAUUGUUGGGCAGCGCCGCCCGCCAGUGCUGGCCUGAAGACGCUGCUCCCGGUGCCGACUUUUGAGGAUGUUUCCAUUCCUGAAAAGCCGAAGCUGAGAUUCAUUGAAAGGGUACCACUUGUGCCAAAAGUCAGAAGAGAACCCAAAAACUUACGUGACAUACAGGGACCUUCGACAGAAGCUACUGAGUUCACAGAAGGCAAUUUUGCGAUCUUGGCACUGGGUGGCGGUUACCUCCACUGGGGCCAUUUCGAAAUGAUGCGCCUGACAAUCAACCGCUCUAUGGACCCCAAGAACAUGUUUGCCUUGUGGCGAGUACCAGCCCCUUUCAAGCCCAUCACCCGCAAGGGUAUGGGACAGCGCAUGGGGGGAGGCAAAGGCGCCAUUGAUCACUACGUGACUCCCGUGAGGACGGGCCGCCUCAUAGUAGAGAUGGGGGGACGCUGUGAAUUCAAAGAGGUCCAAGGUUUCCUCAGCCAGGUCGCCCACAAGUUGCCCUUCCCAGCCAAGGCGGUGAGCCGUGAGAUGCUAGAGAAGAUGCGGAAAGACCAAGAGGAACGGGAACGUAACAACCAAAACCCCUGGACCUUUGAGCGCAUAGCCACCGCCAACAUGCUGGGGAUACGGAAGGUGCUGAGCCCCUACGACCUGACCCAGAAGGGGCGGUACUGGGGCAAGUUCUACCUGCCCGAACGCGUGUAGUGAGAAUAUGGGAAGUGAAGGCACAGGGAGGAGGAGUCUGCAUGUGUGUUCCCUUUGGGUAGCUCCGAUGUCAGAACCAAGGAGCAGCGAACAAGCGCUGUGGACGAUUUCUGGAAAGGUGGGCUGUGUCUGUUGGUUUAAGUGCAUUAUAUUUAUAGUAAAUAAAAUUUGAGUCUCAGCUCUGGUUAUGACUUCUCACUGGUCACCCUUAGUCCCUCCGAUGAUGAAGAAGCAGGCCUCAGGGGCUCUCGGGAGCCCGGGCCCUCCCCGGCUGUGCGGCGAGCGCCUGCAGGGCUAUGGCAGGCGGCUGCCUCUCCCACCUCUGAUGCAAGUCGGGCUUCAUAUCCACACUAACUUUCACAUGCACGUGUUUCAGAAGCCAGUUUCUGUAACGUUUUACUAUUUACAAAAACAAACUAAUGUUUUUGGGAAAGCAAAGAAAAAAACGACCGCACAUAGGUUAAUCCAACAGAUAUUUAUUUAUGCCCAGCUACCCAUCUUCUCUCAAUCUCCGAAGCGGGGAUGUUGAACAGUACGGCCAGGAACACACCCUGGCCUCUUAG
Molecule: messenger RNA, 1449 nt
Organism: Phyllostomus discolor (pale spear-nosed bat)
Lineage: Eukaryota; Metazoa; Chordata; Mammalia; Chiroptera; Phyllostomidae
Gene: MRPL16
Product: mitochondrial ribosomal protein L16
Exons: 4
Coding region: 131-886 (251 amino acids)
Biological process (GO): mitochondrial translation
Cellular component (GO): mitochondrial large ribosomal subunit; ribosome
Molecular function (GO): rRNA binding; structural constituent of ribosome
Source: RefSeq, a predicted model, not a curated record